AUGCAGAUUUCUAUCUUCACCGUCCUUGCUGCCGCGGCCAGCUUCGCUGCUGCUCUUCCUACUGGUACUACUGCUGCUAAUGCUACUACCACCACUGCCGCAUCUCCCUCCGCCACUUGCGGCAAGCUUGGUGACUUCCACAAGACCACCGUCAAGGCUGGCCAGACUCUGACCACCAUCGCCGAGCGCUACCACUCCGGCAUCUGCGACAUCGUUUCGCUGAACAAGCUCGCGAACCCUAACGUCAUCUACCCGGGCCAGUUGCUCUUGGUCCCGGUCAACGUUUGCAAGCCCGACAACACCUCUUGCAUCACCCCCACGGGCUCCGCUACUUGUGUCACCGGUGGCCCGGCCACCUACACCAUCAAGUCCGGCGAUACCUUCUAUGUUGUUGCUCAGAGCCUCGGCAUCACCACCGACGCUCUCACCGGUGCCAACCCUGGCGUCGUCCCCGAGAGCCUUCAGGUCGGCCAGGUUAUCAACGUUCCUGUCUGCAAAUAA
Colletotrichum spaethianum is the source of this 501-nucleotide messenger RNA. Its product is annotated as intracellular hyphae protein 1. The coding region runs from base 1 to 501 and encodes 166 amino acids. Lineage: Eukaryota; Fungi; Ascomycota; Sordariomycetes; Glomerellales; Glomerellaceae. The transcript is spliced from 2 exons. The record is from RefSeq and is a predicted model, not a curated record.